AUGUCGGCGUCGGCGUCGGAGGCGGACAUGGCGGCGGUGAAGACGUCCUCCAACGGGGUGUGGCAGGGCGACGACCCGCUCCGCUUCGCCUUCCCGCUGCUCAUCCUGCAGACGCUGCUCAUCCUCGUCCUCAGCCGCCUGCUCGCCUUCCUCCUCCGCCCGCUGCGCCAGCCCAAGGUGAUCGCCGAGAUGGUGGCCGGCAUCCUGCUCGGCCCCUCCGCGCUGGGUCGCAACGGGGCCUACCUCCGCGCGCUCUUCCCGCCCUGGAGCGCGCCCGUGCUCGAGUCCGUCGCCAGCCUCGGCCUCCUCUUCUUCCUCUUCCUCGUGGGGCUGGAGCUCGACCUCCGCUCCGUGCGCCGCAGCGGCCGCCGCGCCUUCGCCAUCGCCGCCGCGGGCAUCUCGCUCCCCUUCGCGUGCGGCGUCGGCGUCGCCUUCGCGCUCCGCCGCGCCAUCCCGGGCGCCGACCAGGCCGGGUACGCGCCGUUCCUCGUCUUCAUGGGCGUCGCGCUCUCCAUCACCGCGUUCCCGGUCCUGGCGCGCAUCCUCGCCGAGCUCAAGCUGCUCACCACGCCCAUCGGGGAGACGGCCCUGGCCGCCGCCGCGUUCAACGACGUCGCCGCCUGGGUGCUGCUCGCGCUGGCCGUCGCCAUCUCCGGCGGCGGGGACCGCGGGCCCAUCACCUCCCUGUGGGUGCUGCUGUGCAGCGCCGCCUUCGUGGCGGCGUGGAUGCUCGCGGUGAAGCCCGCGAUGGCGUGGGUGGCGCGCCGCGCCGACGCGGCCGGGGAGGGCGGCGGCGACGCCUGGGUCGCCGCCACGCUGGCGGGCGUGCUGGCGUCCGGGUUCGCGACGGACCUGAUCGGGAUCCACGCCAUCUUCGGCGCCUUCGUCUUCGGGCUGACGGUGCCCAAGGAGGGCGCGUUCGCGGGGCGCGUGACGGCGCGGGUGGAGGACCUGGUGUUGGAGCUGCUGCUGCCGCUCUACUUCGCGUCGAGCGGGCUCAAGACGGACGUGGCGGCGAUCCGGGGCGGCGUGGCGUGGGCGAUGCUGGCGCUGGUGAUCGGCACGGCGUGCGCGGGGAAGAUCGCCGGCACGUUCGGGGUGGCCAUGGCAUGCGGGAUGUCGGCGCGGGAGGCGGUGGUGCUGGGCGUGGUCAUGAACACCAAGGGGCUCGUCGAGCUCAUCGUGCUCAACAUCGGCAGGGAGCGCAAGGUCCUGAACGAGGAGACGUUCGCGAUCCUGGUGCUCAUGGCGCUGGUCACCACCUUCAUCACCACGCCCACCGUCAUGGCCAUCUACAAGCCCGCGCGCGCCGCCGGCCGCCGCCGCCUCCACCACCGCAAGCUCCAGGGCGCGGCCCCCUCGGCGCCCUCCUCCCCGUCGGCCCCCGCCGGCGCCGGCGCCGGCGCCAAGGAGCUUCGCGUUCUGGCCUGCAUCCACGGCGGCCAGGACGUGCCGGCGCUCAUCAACCUCAUCGAGACCAUCCGGGGCCACACGCAGCCGCGCCGCCUCGUCAAGCUCUACAUCCUCCGCAUGGUCGAGCUCACCGAGCGCACCUCCUCCAUCCUCAUGGUGCGCGCCGCGCGCCGGAACGGGCUCCCGUUCCUGCGCCCGCGCCGCGCCGGGGAGCCUCACGACCAGGUCGACGUCGCCUUCGACACCUACGCGCAGCUCGGCCACGUCAGCGUCCGCCCCAUGACCGCGGUGUCCGCGCUCCACACCAUCCACGACGACGUCGCCGCCGUCGCCGAGGACAAGCGCGUCUCGCUCGUCGUGCUGCCGUUCCACAAGCGCCAGACGGGGCACGGCGACGACGUCGAGAACCUCGGGCCCGAGUGGCGCGCCGUGAACCGGAGGAUCCUGCGGGAGGCGCCAUGCUCGGUGGCUGUCCUCGUCGACCGCGGCUUCGGCGGCGGCGAGCAGGUGAGCUCGGAGCAGGUCGCGCACGGCGUCUGCGUCGUGUUCUUCGGCGGGCCGGACGACAGGGAGGCACUGGAGCUCGCCGGCAGGAUGGCCGAGCACCCCGGUGUGGAGGUCACCGUCGUGCGGUUCGUCGACGGCAAGGCCGGCAGCGAGGAGCAGUCUGAGGUCACCCUGCGCCCGUCCAACACCAAGAACGCCGACCGGAGUUACACGUUCUCCACCGCCGUCAUCGACACCCGCAAGGAGAAGGAGCUGGACGAGGCGGCGGUGGCGGAGUUCCGGCAGAGGAUGGGGUCCCUGGUGCGGUUCGAGGAGCGAGUGGUGGUGGGCAACGUGAUCGAGGAGGUGGUGUCGAUCGGGAAGAGCAGGGAGUACGGCCUGGUGGUCGUCGGCAAGGGCCGGCUGCCGUCCUCGAUGGUGGCGCAGCUCGCCGUGCGCCCGGCGGAGCACCCGGAGCUCGGGCCCAUCGGCGACGCCCUCGCGUCGUCGGGCCACGGGGUGACGUCGUCGGUGCUCGUGGUGCAGCAGCACGACAUGAGCAACGCCGACGAGGUGCCGGUCUCUGUCGUCGUCGAUGGCCACGCUCACGACGGCGAGUUUGCCAAGGACACGGCCAUGGCCGAGCCGUAAGGGCUUGCAUGUUCUGGAUCGAGUAAUCAAGCGCCGGUUUGAUCCGGUAGGAUGAUGGCGACGACUAGCUAAAAAUAUUGCUAAUUGCUUUUUUAAGGUUUUUUCUGAUAGAAUAAGUUUGGAAUCGAUAUGCAUGUAAUUAUAGUUAAGUGUUCGCUUCCUUUUGAUAACCAUUAUACGCUACUGAAAUAAUGUAUUCUCUUGCCUGGUUCGUUUAAAAAAGAAGUAUUCUCAUGCUUGUUUUA
Molecule: messenger RNA, 2795 nt
Organism: Panicum hallii
Lineage: Eukaryota; Viridiplantae; Streptophyta; Magnoliopsida; Poales; Poaceae
Product: cation/H(+) antiporter 20
Exons: 3
Coding region: 1-2550 (849 amino acids)
Biological process (GO): proton transmembrane transport; regulation of pH
Cellular component (GO): membrane; endomembrane system
Molecular function (GO): antiporter activity
Source: RefSeq, a predicted model, not a curated record